AUGGAACAUCAAGCCUCGUCGGAUGUUUACUUUCCCAUUUCAAAGCUCCGCGUGACGUUGCCCAUCUCGAAGGAGUCCUACAUCAUCCUGCGCAACGAACCGAUCGUCAACCUACGCCUUCUGUCGGCGGAGAGCGAGCAACAAGCGAAUGCCAUUCAACAACCCAAGUACGACUACACCAUCGAGAGCCCUCUCGAUACCAAAUACUUGAAGGUGGACAGUCAAACAGGCGAUUUGUGGAUAACCUCACAUCUUUACACCCUGUCGAACGUGACGGAGUUCGUCAUUGCUGCAAUUAAUGCGAGCGGAGGCCAAUCCAACACCUAUGGGACUCCUCCGGUUGCUCGACUCACGCUGACAAUCGAUCCACUACCGGUGGCCGAGGAUUCGCUGGAUAGCUUUUGCGAGCAUCAUCCGGAGCGUGCCUGUUUCUGGGACACGGUCCAGUACCGAGUGGCGGAGAAUGGUCCUCGAGAUUGGGCCAUUGGCUCGGUUGGACCAGCCUUCUAUCGGCGGCUUUGUCCACAACAUCGGCCCUUGUACGAACUGAUUCCGCCGGUGUCUGUAAACACAAGCAGCCGUAGCAACAGCAAUGAGUUUUUGCAUCUCGAACCUAAGGAAGGUAUUUUGAGGACGAAAGUAUCCUUUGAUUUCGAUACACACGCACCGGGGCCCACGCUGCGGGCUGGCGUACGAUGCACUCUCCAGCAGGAGGCUUCCGAUUCCACUUCCAACAGUGCUGUCGAAUCUCAAAAGGUCGAGCGAACGAUCACAGUGAACGUGCUAGAUCGGAACGAUAAUUUACCUCGACUGGAAGUUCCGAUUGGAACGACUGGUUCCGAUCAUCCAGAGCUACCGGAUGACAUUCCCAGCUAUCACGUGCAUAUUGACGAUCCGCACGUUAAUCAGGGUGACACGGUAGGACAUUUCCGGAUCGUAUUCACUGACGAUGAUUCAAUUCCGUUGAAUUCUCGUGUGCACUACAAAUUACUCGGUGACUUGAUGGAACUGUUUCAUCCUGAUUGUGCCAUGUACGAAAACGAACACGACGCGGGCUUAAAGCAAACAGUUUUUGGUUGCAAGCUCAUUUUCGCUCGUUCUGGAAUCUUACGGAAAAGCCCAUACUGCGUCACGUUGCAAGCGGUGGAUCAAACGGUGCAUCUUUCUCGCGAUCUGGAACAGCCCAAUCCCCGGACACGGCCAGGCAGAGAUGGCCAAUUCGCGUCUGCUAACGCCUCCAUUUGCCUUAGUACCAAUCUGAAUCGCAUUCACGAAUACGACUUACCGCGCCCGGAAGCCCUGACCAGCAAUGGUAUCGUCAGUGCGGCGGCAUAUGGCGAAGGAAGUGGAAUGCGUAGCGAUGCAAAGCUGACCAGAAGGAAGAGCAAAAAAGAAGCAACUCCUGCAAAGAUCUCCUACCCCAAAGAGGCGACAGUGUACGAUACGUCGCGCAAGUAUGCCCGCAUCGCGGAACCCAAAACGUUCAAGCAGCUCGUGCAGGAAAACAGUGCCGAUCUUAACUUUCGACUCACCAACAACCCAUUAAAUGCGUUUGGAAUCACGCAAAUCGCCGGUAUUAUUUACCUCAAGAACGAUACGGCUUUUCAAAAUAAGCCAGAGAACCGUCAUGAAAUCAUUGUAGCAUGGAAGAACUACAGUACAAGCAUUCUGAUCCGUCUGAAGAAAAAUCCGGACAUUCAUUGUUCGCCAGUGCCGAUUGAGGAAGCUGAAGAGGACUUUUGUGCACAACAUCCGAACCGUACCAGUUGUGAGGGUGCAUGUGGGCUAGGCAGUUUGCUGGGAAAAUGCGAGUAUCGUCCGCCAGCAAUGAUGGGGAUACCAAAUCCUUUGGCUUGGAACGAGGACUAUCCCACGUGCUCGUCCGGUUUGUCGCACUGUCCGGAUGGGAUUUGUGAUCCUCUGGAAGAGAUGGGUCACCAGGAGAAAAUCCACAUUUGCCCGCAGGAUUGUGUAUUCAAGCAGGACAUCUUCGGAGUACACCACUCAGACAAACCGCGUGGUAUUCAUACCGCAGCAGGUCACUGUAAGUGCCGCGCUUCGGGACAUUGCGAAUGCGUCGAUAAUUUGCGUAUAAAUUCAUCGUAUAAGCGAAACAAAACCAUCACAACGUCGAGCUCAACUUCGACAACCACCACAACACCGGCCACCGUGAUUGGUGUAUCAGGAAGCGAUGUAGAGUUAAUUCCGAUCAGUGGCAGGAAUCAAAAUGCAUCAAGUGCCACCGGCGAUGAACGGAGGGAUUUGAACGAGCGGGCGGAAGAUGUACCACCAGCUGCUGUCCGGGACGGAAGCUUCUACGAACCGGGACUCAUUAAGGGACCACAUGCUUCGAUAUACCUGAUAGCGAUCGUGCUGAUACCGAUGAUCGUGGCGGUCAUGAUUGUCCUGUACUGCUUCAGUCGCAAGCUAACGGUGAAGAACAAACUGUUGGAGAGUAGUGGUGGUAAUGGAACAACCGGAGGACUCAACAGCAUCAGCAUGAAUCUCGUCAGCAACGACACGGAAAUCUUCAAUGUUGAGCUCCCACUAACGACACGAAUGAACGAAAUUAGCUUCAAGAUCGAUUAUGACUCGAAAUGGGAGUUUCCCCGUUCGAACCUGAUUUUGGAUGCCACCCUUGGAGAGGGAGAAUUCGGAAAAGUAUUGAAGGCAUUCGCUAAGGAUUUGCCGGAAAAACCAGGUAUCACCACGGUGGCUGUAAAAAUGCUGAAAACAGGUGCCAAUUCUGUCGAGCUGCUUGCAUUGCUAUCGGAGUACCAGCUGUUGCAGGAAGUUAACCACCCCAACGUGAUCCGACUGCUAGGAGCUUGCACUAAGGGUGAUUCGCCGCUUCUCAUUAUCGAGUACUGCCAGUACGGAUCAUUGAAGAACUAUCUUCGUUUGAGCCGCAAGCUGGAGGUCCUGAACGCAGAUUACGAAAACGCCGUCGAACCCAUAACGGUCAAAGAUAUUCUUUCGUUCGCUUGGCAGAUCAGCAAGGGCAUGGCUUAUCUUACCGACAUCAAACUGGUACACCGGGAUUUGGCCGCACGAAAUGUGCUGUUAGCCGAGGGUAAAGUUUGCAAGAUUUCCGAUUUUGGACUUACGCGAGAUGUGUACGAGGACGAUGCGUAUUUGAAGAAGAGCAAGGAUCGGGUCCCAGUAAAGUGGAUGGCACCAGAAUCGCUUGCUGAUCAUAUCUACACGACCAAGAGUGAUGUCUGGGCUUUCGGUGUGCUGUGCUGGGAGCUAAUAACCCUCGGUGCAUCGCCAUACCCCGGUAUUCCUCCACAAAACUUGUACAAUCUAUUGAAGCAAGGCUACCGAAUGGAAUGUCCGAAGAAUUGUUCGGAAGAAAUAUAUAGCAUCGUGCGAUCCUGCUGGGCGGACGAUCCUAAACAACGUCCCAGUUUUAAGUAUUUGGCUGGCCAGUUUGAACAAUUGCUGGGACGGAGCGCAAAAUAUAUCGAUAUGGAGCAGAAUUCCAUUUCCAAUCCGGUAUAUUGUGUAAAUAUCGAUGAAAUCGAUUGCGGCAAGAUCGCUAUAUGCAAAGAAGAACAAGACCGACUGGAGAGUCUCUGGACGCCACCGCAAUAUGAAACGAUGAGUGACAAUAAUAGCACCGAGUUGACGGGACGCUACCAAACUCCAUCAGCAAUGGCGGUGGCAGCUGUGAUACCUCUCAGCGAAGACAAGAAAGAAUUGCUUCUUCAGAGCUAUGACACACCGCGUCCUUUGAUAGAAACAGCUACGAUCGAGCAAAAAUUACGUUACGAAAACGAUGUCCGCUUGCGGCCGAAAAAGCUCGGCAACGUGAGCGGCUGUUCAACUAGCUCGAUCGACGAACAGCAGCUCGACCUGAGCCAGAGCUUGAGAUCGGACUGUAGUGUGUUCAGAUCGUCCUCUACAAGCCCUCCACGUUGUAUGCGGAAUCACUUCGAGGAAACGUCCUUUAUUACGAGCACCCCGAAUAAAACGGGUGACAUAAGCGGUGGUAGUAGCAGUGAAUACGACUCCCCUAGCCGUCAGCCACGGCGGGUGGUUUCGUACGUAGACAUGAACAAAAAUCGCAACCUGAACGCGAACCUUGAGAUCAACCACAUGAUCGACAAAAAACAAUCCAAAGAUAUUGCCUUACGAUUUUCAAAUGUCGAUAACGAGUUGCAGGUCGUGGUAGUAGAUCCAGUCUCCGGUGUAACUUCGUCGGUCGUCAGCAACACCCGCAGCAGCAGCCCUAAUGUAUCGAAGAACUUCCCUUCGACGAUCGAGACCGUCCAACAUCAGCAGCAACACGCCGGCGGGGUUGCGAACGGAUCGACAUGCAAUGGUGAGAGUGGCAUUGUCGAAUAUACGGAGGUGGUAAAAAAACAUGUUAAUGGCAAGGAUCCGAUAGGACUCACCCUUACCUCAACGGUUUAG
Molecule: messenger RNA, 4419 nt
Organism: Anopheles nili
Lineage: Eukaryota; Metazoa; Arthropoda; Insecta; Diptera; Culicidae
Exons: 8
Coding region: 1-4419 (1472 amino acids)
Biological process (GO): homophilic cell-cell adhesion; protein phosphorylation; multicellular organism development
Cellular component (GO): axon; signaling receptor complex; plasma membrane
Molecular function (GO): transmembrane receptor protein tyrosine kinase activity; ATP binding; calcium ion binding
Source: RefSeq, a predicted model, not a curated record